CCUCCCUGCCUUCCUCCUCCUCCUCCUCCUCCUCUCCACCCUCUCUGCCAGAGAGCCCCGACGACAGACAGCCAUCCAGCCGCUCGCCGUCCUGCUCCUGCCGCCGCCGCUGCUGCCGCUGAGUGGAGUGUGGUCUCUUUUUUCCACCUACGUGGGUUUCUCCACGAGCCGGACAGCGAGUUUUUAUUAUUUUUUUGAACUAUUUUUUUUUUAUUUUUUAUUAAUUACUAACCGGGUUUGGGGACAUUUAAUCUUUUUUACUCCUGCUGCCCUUCAAGUGAAAUGGAGAAAAUGGCCAGACCUCUUCCUAUAAACCCAACUUUCCUGCCGCCGACUCAUGGAGUCCUGAAAUCCCUGCUGGAAAACCCGCUGAAACUCCCGUUUCACCACGAUGAAGGAUUUGGGAAGGAUAAGGAGAAAGAGAAAAAGCUGGAAGAUGAGAGCAGCACAGCCAGCCACCCCCAGUCGGCCUUCCUCGGGCCCACCCUGUGGGACAAGACCCUGCCGUACGACGGCGACAACUUCCAGCUGGAGUACAUGGACCUGGAGGAGUUCCUGUCGGAAAACGGCAUCCCAGCCAACACGGCCCAGAGCGAGCAGGCCCCGCAGGCGGCGCAGCCGUCCCAGGCAGCACUGCAGCAGGUCCCGCCACCCAAGCCACCCACCCCCUCAGUGGUGGACCUCAGCAGCCGCGCCACCACCUCCGUUCACACAGCCAUGCCGCCUCAGACCUGCCUGCACAGCCCAACCGCCGCAGCCAGAGACACACCCAGCCCCAUCGACCCGGAGUCCAUCCAGGUCCCGGUGACGUAUGAGCCGGACCCGGCCGACCUGGCACUGUCCAGCGUUCCGGGUCAGGAGAUGUUCGACCCCAGGAAGCGCAAGUUCUCCGCCGAGGAGCUGAAGCCGCAGCCCAUGAUCAAGAAAGCCCGGAAAGUCUUCAUCCCUGAGGACCUGAAGGAUGAUAAGUACUGGGCGCGGCGCAGAAAGAACAACGUGGCGGCAAAGCGCUCGCGGGACGCGCGGCGCCUCAAGGAGAACCAGAUCGCCAUCCGCGCCGGCUUCCUGGAGAAGGAGAACGCCGCGCUGCGCGUCGAGGUGGCCGACUUGAGGAAGGAGCUGGGCCGCUGCAAGAACAUUCUGGCUAAAUACGAGGCGCGACACGGGCCCCUGUGAGCCCCUCCGGCGGCCCACCUCUGCUCCCAGAACCUCCAGUUUGCCCUCCUGUUUGAAGGACAAUGUCUCUAAUGGCGGCACCCCCACCUGUAUGAUUCUGGUAUUUUAUUAAGCUUCAUCUCGUCUGCUCCUCUUUUGAUUUCUCUACACGGUUUGAAUAAAUAGAUAUAAAUAUAUUUCCAUGUGCGUACUUCCCACUGUGAGGAGUUCGAGCCCGCCUCCUUCUCUACAUCAGAUCAGGACUAAAAUCCUUUUUAUUUUGUUGUUUUUAACCACUUAUGUUAGUAUUUCCUGUCCAGUCCAGGAACAUUUUGCUCUCUGUUAGUAUUAUGUUUUAAUUUCUUGAGCAAUAAUUUUAAAUAUGUCUCCACCUCCUGCUCCCGUUCGUUAACUUCUGCACUAACUAGCGUCUCACAAUCGGAUCCGGUUCAAGAAAAUUCCUCUUAUUUAUCUCCCUUUUAUUUCUCAGAUGGAAGAUUGUUGUUUUUAUAUCUAUAAAUAAAUAUAUAUAUUCUGUUGAUAUAA
Molecule: messenger RNA, 1701 nt
Organism: Poecilia latipinna (sailfin molly)
Lineage: Eukaryota; Metazoa; Chordata; Actinopteri; Cyprinodontiformes; Poeciliidae
Gene: hlfa
Product: HLF transcription factor, PAR bZIP family member a
Exons: 4
Coding region: 283-1176 (297 amino acids)
Biological process (GO): regulation of transcription by RNA polymerase II
Cellular component (GO): nucleus
Molecular function (GO): RNA polymerase II cis-regulatory region sequence-specific DNA binding; DNA-binding transcription factor activity, RNA polymerase II-specific
Source: RefSeq, a predicted model, not a curated record